AUGGGAUGCAGUUGUUCUAGACGCUUUAUCGAAGAGGAAGAUGGACAAGUGAGGUUCCGCAUUAUCGGUGGUAGACGAUUUCAUAAUAUUUCGAAUUCAGAGUAUUUUGUUCCGAAUGAUGAUCAAGAAGCUGAUCGUUUAAUUAGAUAUCAUGACGCAUUAAAAGAGAUUUGGGGAGGUUUGUUUCAUUCACCUGUUGAAGAGAAGUUGAGAAAAGGAGCUCGAGUUAUUGAUUUAGGAUGCGGAGCUGGAACUUGGAUUUUGGAUAUGGCAAAGCAAUAUCCUAAUUCAAUGUUUGUAGGAAUAGAUCUAUCUCCUAUUUUUCCAACAGAAGGUCUUCCUUUAAACGUGGAGUUUGUCGAAUAUAAUGUGUUAGAUAUAUUACCAUAUAAAGAUGCAUCAUUCGAUUUCAUUCACCAAAAAUUCUUGACUGCUGCUUUUACGCAAGCACAAUGGGAAGAGAAAGUUAUCCCAGAAAUAACAAGGUUAACUCGACCAGAUGGAUGGGUUGAGAUGGUAGAAGGUAAUGGUUGUUUGAUAUCUGAUGGAAACGUUACAAAGAGAAUUUCAGAAGCAAUCCGAAAUUUCAUGACGUCGAAGGGAAUGAACUAUAUAAUCGGGGAAGAGAUUCCGCGCUUUCUUGAAAACACAAACGCGUUUUCGGAAAUUAAAUAUAAAAAAAAAGAUAUAGUUUUAGGCAAGAAAGGUGGUAAAUCUGGCGAAGAGACUCUAAGAUUUUACACUGAUGGUAUCAGCUCUACCAGAAUCCUUUUAGCAACCAAUAUGAAUAUAAUGCCCGAACAUUAUGACGCUCUUGUAGAAACAAUAUCUAUUGAGGCGGAGAAAACUAUUACUUAUAUGAAUCAUUAUCGAAUUUGUGGUCAUAAGAAGUGA
Messenger RNA from Ambispora gerdemannii, 894 nucleotides. Lineage: Eukaryota; Fungi; Glomeromycota; Glomeromycetes; Archaeosporales; Ambisporaceae. The record is from the annotation of a GenBank genome assembly.